This is a messenger RNA of Callithrix jacchus (white-tufted-ear marmoset), 1599 nucleotides long. It is a transcript of the gene ANKRD37, whose product is annotated as ankyrin repeat domain 37. The record is from RefSeq and is a predicted model, not a curated record. Gene Ontology annotation, cellular component: cytoplasm. NCBI's taxonomy places the organism in Eukaryota, Metazoa, Chordata, Mammalia, Primates, Cebidae. Gene Ontology annotation, molecular function: protein binding.
CGCGGAACCCCACCCACCCCGACUCCAGUGCCCCUCCGCCCACUGACUUGCCCUGCGCACGCGCGCUGAAGCUACGUGGGGCGGCCGCGGGCCCCGCCCCUAGGCGGGCGGGCCCGGCGCCUCCACAGCUGGCCAAUCGGUGGAUGGCCUCGCGUGCCCGCCCCUUUUCCCCGCCCCCGGCGCCGGGCUCCACGUGCCAGUGUUUGUGUACGUGCUGCCGUUCCAGGGCUGGACCAGGUCCAGGUUGUUGUGGAUUAGCUGUUCAAGGGCUGGGUCGCAAGUCCCAGUGGUAUUUAAAUUCUUCCGUGCUAGGGCGGGACCGCGUACUCUUACCUGCCGGGGUGCGGCGAGUGUCCCGCCGCUCUGCGCUCCUAAGGAUUUUUGUCAUCUCCCGUAGGCGGGAAAUGCAGUUCCACGAUUGCAACCCAGAGGUGGAUGGUCUUAAGUAUUUGCUAGAGAAAGGGGCCUCGGUCAACGCACCCCCGGAUCCCUGCAAGCAGUCGCCUGUCCACUUAGCCGCAGGAGGCGGCCUUGCUUGCUUUCUUCUCUGGCAGCUGCAAACGGGCGCUGACCUCAACCAGCAGGAUGUUUUAGGAGAAGCUCCACUACACAAGGCAGCAAAGGUUGGAAGCCUGGAGUGCCUCAGCCUGCUGGUAGCCAGUGAUGCCCGGAUUGAUUUAUGUAAUAAGAACGGGCAAACAGCUGAAGACCUCGCUUGGUCGUGUGGAUUUCCAGAAUGUGCCAAGUUUCUUACAACAAUUAAACGUGCACAGACAAGAAAAGCAAGUGAACACUGUGAUAGAGAUGACUGUGUUCCUGUUUUCAGACAGAAACGAAGUUUUGGAAGUGCAGAAAAUAUCAGUGGGAAAAGGAAGUGUUGGUAAGUAACUCCGAGCUGCCGCUUUUCUCCUCCCUCCGUGAUCGCUUGCGUGCACAGCAUUUAUUAUUCUAUUAACAUUGUAAUCCUGGUUAUACUUACUAGAGUCUAGAGACCAAAAAUGCGCCCGCAUGGUAAAGUUUGGGGAUAAAAUUCUCUUUUUUUUUUGAGACGGAGUUUCGCUCUUGUUACCGAGGCUGGAGUGCAAUGGCGUGACCUCGGCUCACUGCAAUCUCCACCUCCUGGGUUCAGGCAAUUCUCCUGCCUCAGCCUCCGGAGUAGCUGGGAUUACAGGCACGCCCCACCAUGCCCAGCUAGUUUUUUGUAUAUUUAGUAGAGACGGGGUUUCACCAUGUUGACCGGGAUGGUCUCGAUCUCUUGACCUCGUGAUCCACCCGCCUUGGCCUCCCAAAGUGCUGGGAUUACAGGCGUGAGCCACCGUGCCCAGCCUAUGAUAAAUCUCUUUUUUAAAAAAGUUUUUAAUGUUAGUAUGUUUUUUAAAAACAGAUGUCACGUGGGUUAUGAAGAAGUCUGAAGAAACGCCUUCAUUUCAUGCAGACCUAUAAGCUGCAGCUUUUGGCUUACCAUGUGUGUCUAAACUCCUUCUGAGAAGGAGGAAAUCCUUUCUUCCAAGUGAAGAUCCGUUUAAGAACACAUGUAUUUACAUGCCUAUAAUAUGCUGGAUUGUAUGCUUUGUCUUUUAAGUUAUUAAAGGGAUGUCU